AUGUCUCAGAGCAACCGGGAACUGGUGGUUGACUUUCUCUCCUACAAGCUCUCCCAGAAGGGAUACAGCUGGAGUCAGUUUAGCGAUGUGGAAGAGAACAGAACUGAGGCCCCAGAGGGGACUGAAGCAGAGGUGGACACCCCCAGCGCCAUCAAUGGCAACCCGUCCUGGCACCCGGUGGACAGCCCUGCGGUGAACGGAGCCACCGGCCACAGCAGCCGCCUGGACGCCCGGGAGGCGAUUCCCAUGGCGGCGGUGAAGCAGGCGCUGCGGGAGGCGGGCGAUGAGUUUGAACUGAGGUACCGGCGGGCGUUCAGUGACCUGACAUCCCAGCUCCACAUCACCCCGGGGACCGCGUAUCAGAGCUUUGAGCAAGUCGUGAACGAACUCUUCCGGGAUGGGGUGAACUGGGGUCGCAUCGUGGCCUUUUUCUCGUUCGGUGGGGCACUGUGCGUGGAGAGUGUGGACAAGGAGAUGCAGGUAUUGGUGAGUCGGAUUGCAACUUGGAUGGCCACUUACCUGAAUGACCACCUAGAGCCUUGGAUCCAGGAGAACGGAGGCUGGGACACUUUUGUGGAACUCUACGGGAACAAUGCAGCCGCCGAGAGCCGGAAGGGCCAGGAACGCUUCAACCGCUGGUUCCUGACGGGCAUGACUGUGGCUGGCGUGGUUCUGCUGGGCUCUCUCUUCAGUCGGAAAUGA
Molecule: messenger RNA, 702 nt
Organism: Pipistrellus nathusii (Nathusius's pipistrelle)
Lineage: Eukaryota; Metazoa; Chordata; Mammalia; Chiroptera; Vespertilionidae
Source: the annotation of a GenBank genome assembly